Messenger RNA from Eimeria acervulina, 738 nucleotides. RefSeq lists its product as hypothetical. The record is from RefSeq and is a predicted model, not a curated record. Lineage: Eukaryota; Apicomplexa; Conoidasida; Eucoccidiorida; Eimeriidae. The transcript has a single exon. Bases 1 to 738 code for a protein of 245 amino acids.
AUGGGGCUUAUUCCGAGGCGGGGGCUACUCGGAAGUCUCUACCUUGUCGUCUUAGUAGACACGCUUCUCUGCUCAGCUUCAUCAGAAAGUGACGAAACGGCAGUUUUAGAGGAACUAGAGAAAACAUUGUCCCCGCUUUCCUUGCGGGAAGUCCCUCUCGAUGCUCCUGUAGUCGACGAUUCUUCCCAAAGCCUGGAAGAGGCCUUAGAUGGGUGGGAAGUUUCACCCGAGUUGCUUGAGGAGCUAAUUACGCCUACCGAGGAGAAGGUCAACUUGCUCAUAGACUCAUCAAUUAUUUCGUGGACAGACUCACAUGCAGAAAAUGUGCCGCUGGAGGUACGGAAGGAGAUGGUAAACGACUUGGAACGGGCACGUGAGUUGGGACUUCGUCAGGUGCGCCUCUUUAACUACAUGGUUGAACUCAAGGGUCUAAUAGAUACGUCAAAAGGAGGAGAUGGCGUCUACCUCAGAGACCUCAUGAAAUGGUGCAAGCAGAUGUUCCUCAACGUCCAUGCGGCUGAGGCAAAACUAUUCCUCAAGCAAGAGGAAGUAAGGAAGCAAUUCUUUCACCCAGGAGAGAGCAGCGCGUCUUCGCUGGACUCUCGUACCAUCUAUCUUAUCCUAAGGCACCGUGCUGACGUGAUUGUGAGACGGUUCGAGGCCUACAUGCCAGAACCAAAGGAAGGUCCCGCAGCUGGAGCUGGCGAGAAAGGUGCAGAAGUACAGGCUACAAGGUGA